This is a messenger RNA of Mus musculus (house mouse), 6131 nucleotides long. RefSeq names its product protocadherin beta 22 (gene Pcdhb22). The record is from RefSeq and is marked validated. Gene Ontology annotation, cellular component: membrane; plasma membrane. Gene Ontology annotation, biological process: homophilic cell-cell adhesion; cell adhesion. Gene Ontology annotation, molecular function: calcium ion binding. The transcript has a single exon. The coding region runs from base 133 to 2517 and encodes 794 amino acids. NCBI's taxonomy places the organism in Eukaryota, Metazoa, Chordata, Mammalia, Rodentia, Muridae.
CUUCAGAUCCCAGGCAGAGCUCAGACCUUUGAGACUCCAGAGAAUGCUGCUAAUCUACACUUGGGAGCAGGCUAUUAACUGACAGGUCGACCACUGUCUGGAUACCCUUGUACCCUGGGUGCAGAAGCAAAGAUGAAGAUUGGAAGGGAACACAGAAAAAGGCAAGUUCUGUUGAUCUUUCUCUUGCUGGGAGUGGUUGGGGCGGGCUCGGAACCCCGCCGCUACUUUGUGAUGGAGGAAACACCCAGUGGCACUGUUUUGGCAGAUCUAGUCCAGGACCUAGGGCUGGGAGUUGCGGAGCUAGCUGCUCGAGGAGCCCAGGUAGUCUCUGAGGAAAAGGAAUCCCGCUUGCAGCUGGAUCUACAGACUGGGAAGCUAAUCUUAAAUGAAAAACUGGACCGCGAGGAGCUGUGCGGCUCCACUGAGCCCUGUGUCACUCAUUUCCAAGUGUUACUGAAAAAACCACUGGAAAUAUUUCAAGCUGAGCUACGAGUAGGAGACAUUAAUGAUCAUUCUCCUGAGUUUCCUGAAAGAGAAAUGGCCGUGAAAAUCAUAGAGAAUAGCCCUGUUGGCACUGCGUUUCUACUCAAAACAGCUCAGGAUUUGGAUGUGGGAAAUAACAGCGUUCAGAACUAUAAGAUUGGUACCAAUUCUCAUUUCCAUGUUUCCAUCCGCAACCGAGGUGAUGGAAGAAAAUACCCAGAGCUGGUGCUGGACAAGGAGCUCGAUCGCGAGGUGCAGGCAGCGUUCAGAUUAACUCUGACAGCGCUAGAUGGCGGUUCUCCGCCCAGGACUGGCACCUCGCAAAUCCGCAUUGUUGUCUUGGAUGUCAAUGACAAUGCCCCUGAGUUUGCACAGGCUUUCUACCGGGUGCAAAUUCCAGAGAACAGUCCCUCGGGUUCCAUGGUUGCUAAGGUCUCUGCUAAGGAUUUAGACACUGGGACAAAUGGAGAGGUAUCAUACUCUCUUUUUCACAGUUCUCAGGAAAUGAGCAAAACUUUUGAGCUAAACGCCCUGUCAGGAGAAGUUCGACUAAUCAAAACACUGGACUUUGAGACAACACCUUCAUAUGAACUAGACAUAGAGGCAACUGAUGGCGGGGGUCUUUCUGGAAAAUGCUCUGUUUCUAUUCAGGUGGUGGAUGUCAACGAUAAUUACCCAGAACUAAUUAUAUCAUCGCUCACCAAUCCAAUCCCAGAAAAUUCACCAGAGACAGAGGUGGCUCUGUUUCGGAUUCGAGACCGAGACUCUGGAGAGAAUGGAAGGACAAUUUGUUCCAUCCAGGAUGGUGUUCCCUUUACACUGGAACCUUCCGUUGAGAACUUCUAUAGACUGGUGACAGAUGGAGCUCUGGACAGAGAGAUCAGAGCUGAGUACAACAUUACUAUCUCCGUCACCGACCUGGGCAUACCCAAGCUCACAACCCAGCACACCAUAACAGUGCAGGUGUCCGACAUCAACGACAAUGCCCCCGCCUUUACCCAAGUCUCCUACACCAUGCUCGUCCACGAGAACAACAGCCCAGCCCUGCACAUAGGCACCAUCAGCGCCACAGACUCAGACUCAGGCUCCAAUGCCCACAUCACCUACUCGUUGCUGCCGGCCCAGGAGCCACAGCUGGCCCUCAACUCACUCAUCUCCAUCAACGCUGACAACGGGCAGCUGUUCGCGCUCAGGGCGCUGGACUACGAGGCCCUGCAGGCCUUCGAGUUCCACGUGAGUGCCACAGACCGAGGCUCACCAGCGCUCAGCAGCCAGGCUCUGGUGCGCAUAGUGGUGCUGGACGACAAUGACAAUGCGCCCUUCGUGCUCUACCCGAUGCAGAAUGCCUCUGCGCCCUGCACAGAGCUGCUGCCCAGGGCGGCAGAGCCCGGCUACCUGGUCACCAAGGUGGUGGCUGUGGAUCGCGACUCUGGCCAGAAUGCCUGGCUGUCGUUCCAGCUGCUCAAGGCUACAGAGCCCGGGUUGUUCAGCGUGUGGGCGCACAAUGGUGAGGUGCGCACCACCAGGCUGUUGAGUGAGCGAGAUGUACCCAAGCACAGGCUGCUGCUGGUGGUCAAGGACAAUGGAGAGCCUCCGCGCUCUGCUAGCGUCACACUGCAGGUGCUAAUGGUGGAUGGCUUCUCUCAGCCCUACCUGCCUCUGCCAGAGGUGGUGCGCGACCCCAGUCACCAGGAAGGUGAUGUGCUCACGCUGUACCUGGUCAUAGCCUUGGCUUCUGUGUCUUCUCUCUUCCUCUUGUCUGUGCUGCUGUUUGUGGGGGUGAGGCUGUGCAGGAGGGCCAGGGAGGUCUCUCUGGGUGGCUGCUCUGUGCCUGAGGGACACUUUCCUGGCCACCUGGUGGAUGUCAGCGGGGCAGGGACCCUGUCUCAGAGCUACCAGUAUGAGGUGUGUCUUACAGGAGAUUCUCAGAGUAAUGAGUUCAAAUUCUUGAAGCCUGUGUUUUCUGGUAUUGUAGACCAAAACUAUGGUAGGCAACCAGAUGAUCAGUCCUUCUCAAGUGUUUUAGGUAUGUGAAACGUCACAUUUCGCUCUCUGUAUUCUUCUGUCGCUUUUGCUUUUGCAUUUUUUUUUCAAAUCUGGUAGUAAUGUUUACUUGUGUUUGUUUUUCCAUUUCUCUGCUAGUUUACAUAGUAUUGCUGUUGGUUUAUUAGCUUGUUAACUGUUUAAGUAUUUUUCCAAAUCUAUUGUUGCUGAACAUUUUACAUCAGGACACUUCACGCUCCUGAUUGAAUUUGCCAUAGUCUGUCCUAAAGAACGUGUAUUUUCUGUAAUGAAUAAAAUUCUAAUUACAAAAGUAUAUUUCCUGUCCUAGGGGAAUAGAUUAGUUUAUAGAGUGCUUGUGUGUUUGUUAGAGGCCUUAGGUUGGAUCCCUCCGUAAAUCCAGCACUUGGAGGUGGAGGCACGCUAUCAGAAUUCAAGGUCAUCUUCUACAUAGAGAAUGCAAGCUAAGCCUGGGCUAUGUGAUGAACAAGGUGGAUUAAGUCUCAAAAAUUAAAAAUAUAAUUCUGUUGUGUGUUCCCAUAGAAGAACAUAUGAUUUCUUUUAAAUAAUACGUCAUUUUAAAAUCGGAAGCCCUUAGUUUUAUUAUUUGCAUGGCUAUGACUUCAGUAGCCUCAUUUGUCUUUUCUUUGGAAGCAGUUCAUAUUCGUUAAUGUCAAGUUUCUUCCAGAUUCCCUAAUUAUGUUUUCUAUUCUCCAACACUGUAAAUAUCAUCUCAUGGAAACCAGACCCACAUCAUUCACUCUCUCUCUUAUAAAUUAAUAUUGAAAGGGGUAAAAUUAUCUUCAUUGUCUUUAGCUGAUGGGAGCCCUUGGCAUGAUACUGAUGACAUUAAGUCAAUCAGCUCCAGGAAGACUGAAAAGUGGGGUGUGUGUACGUGUGCGUGUGUGCGCGUAUGUGCAUGUGUGUGCAUGCGUGUGUGUACGAGUGUGUGUGUGCGUGUGUGUACGUGCGUGCGUGUGUGUGCGUGUGUGUACGUGUGUGUGCGUGUGUGUGCGUGUGUGUACGUGCGUGCAUGCGUGUGUGCGUGCGUGCGUGCGUGCGUGUGUGUACGUGUGUGUGUACGUGCGUGCGUGUGUGUACGUGUGUGUGCGCGUGCGUGCGUGCGUGCAUGUGCUUGCGUGCGUGUGUGUAUGUGCGUGCGUGUGCGUGUGUGCGUGCACGCUUUUACUUGUUAUAGUGGGAAAAUCCUGAUGUAAACCUCAAAUUCUGUCCUCAGGGUAGUUUCUGGUUGUACAGAAUGCCAUAUGUAAAUGCUUUGGGUGAUGAUAUUGCUGAUUGAUAAGAAAUUUGCAUUAUAUAGGAUUAACAUUAGUUAACUAAACAAAUUUUAGUAAGGAUGUGUUGAUGCAGUAUUGGAUGAUUUGGAGAAAAUAUUCAGAAAGAUUCCCCCAAAGAUGUUCAGUCCUGAUCACUAGAACCUGGGAAUAUUACUUUAUAUUGUAGAGAUAAAACAUGAACGAUAAGGUUGUUAAUAAGGUAAACCUAAAACAGGGUGUAUAUUCUAGAUCAUUUGGGUGGGUCUGAGAGAACCAGUGAAAAGAUUUAAAAGCAAAGCUGAAUCUACCCAGCGAUGUAGAAGAAUAGGCAGAGAUAGUGGCACAUGCCUUUAGUCCCACAUUUGGGAGGCAGAGACAAGCUGAUCUCUGUGAGUUCAAGGCGAGCUGCUCUACAUAGUAACUUCCAGGACAGCUAGAGCUACAAAGUGAGACCCUGUCUUGAAGAAAAACAUGAGAGAGAUGUGGGGGAGGAAAAAGAAAUUCCCUAAGGACUGUAAGUGUAUCUUGUGGCUCAGUGUUUCGACCUGACAUAUUCUGACUGUCAUACCACAAGGAAGUGACUUAUUCCACUUUGGGAGUUUACUAAAAAGUUCAAUAUCUGUGUUUCCUGAUGGCUCUCUUUCUCCAGUUGAAGCCUGAGGAUGCAGCUGAUGAAGACCUAAAAGAUGGAAGUGGAGCCAGGCAGUGGUGGUGCACCCCUUUAAUCCCAGCACUCAGGAGGCAGAGGCAGGCAGAUCUUUAAGCUUGAGGCCAGCCUGGUCUACAGAGGGACUUCCAGUACAGCCAGGGCUACACAGAUACACUCCGUUUUGGAGAGAAGUAUGGACAUGGGUUUUUAAUUGGGUGAAGGUGCAGAGACAGAAAAGGUUCAGGUUGCUUUGUAUAGACUUGGUAGAAAUGUGAUCUUAGCAAGUCUGCCAGUAAAGACACAAGAGGAAGUGAGGCGUGUGGUGCUCAUAAAACACUUUGGCUUAUAGAAUUUAUAAUUUAAAAGAACUAUGGGGAGAAAUCUGGACAUUAAAUUUAUUACUAGUAAGAGCCCAGGCAAGGAAAACACUAUUAAAAACUGGAGAAAUUUUGCAGAAAACUUAGCUGAAUCAUGACUUACAUUUUAUGAGAAAGAAAAAAAAAACUCAUGAAUUUGGGCAUUGGCAGAGGAAAUUUCCCGAAAAACUGCCAGAAGUACAACUUGAUUUCUUCUCACUGGUUAUAGUAAAAUAUCAGAUGAAAAAAAUACGCUGUACCCAGGACCUGAUGCCUGGAGGGAAACUCUGGAUGUAUCACAGGGCCCCCAGUGGAGAAGCUAGAGAAAGUACCCAAGGAGCUAAAGGGAUCUGCAAUCCUAUAGGUGGAACAACAAUAUGAACUAACCAGUACCACACCACCACCACCCCCGGAGCUCGUGUCUCUAGCUGAAUAUGAAUCAGGAGAUGGCCUAGUCGGCCAUCAGUGGAAAGAGAGGCCCAUUGGUCGUGCAAACUUUAUAUGACUCAGUACAGGGGAAUGCCAGGACCAAGAAGUGGGAGUGGGUGGGUGGGGGAGUGGAUUUUAUUAGUGCAUUUUUAAUGAAUUUUUCUGCAUGUAUAGGUAUAAUGUGAUGCUAAUUGCAGUAAUUGUAUAACAUACUCUGUGACUGAAAGAACUUUCAGAAGUUGGUCCCAUCUUUCUGUUCUCCACUGUGCCUGCUAAUGGGUUAGAAAGUAGCAAGUAUUAUUUUCUCCAGGCUAUUGUUAUUAACAGCCAAUCAGUAGGAGUAGUUCUUGUCCUUUGGAAGCAAUGAUGACAAAUUUUUAAAUAAUGUUGCUUUGAAUAGAAAACAAGAGAAGUAAGUUUAUUACUGGUAUAUUUAGAUUUGGACUUUCUCUUAAUUUGUCUAAAAAAAAUCAUACUCGGAUCAAUCCUAUAAGCCUUCUCAUAUGUUGAGUUGUUUUGAAGCAGGCCCAGAGAUUCAAAUUUGUUAGGUCAGUUCAUCCAGGUUCCCAUUGUCUUAUAAGUUAUCUGGCAGUUGCUUCUCCCUCUAUUUUAUAAAGGUUUGUAUGAGGUAUUUGUGAUUGUUUGAAUGAAAAUUGUCUCCCAUAAGCUAAUGUAUUUGAGUACUUAGUCCCCAGAUUCUGGAUAUGUUUGGGGAGGCAGUAAAGGUCGGCUGGAGAACGCACCUUACUGCUGGUGGGCUUCAAGAGUUCAUAGCACUACUCCACAUCCAGCUUCCUCUCUUCCCUUGGUGUUUGGGACUGAAGAUGUGAUCUGUCAGCUGCUUGCUCUGCUGCCUGCUGCUGUACCUCACCAACCAUUGUAUAUUCUCCCUCUGGAAAUGUAAGCAAAAAUAAACUCUUUCUUCCUUCAGGCUCA